Messenger RNA from Trichobilharzia regenti, 2046 nucleotides. The record is from the annotation of a GenBank genome assembly. NCBI's taxonomy places the organism in Eukaryota, Metazoa, Platyhelminthes, Trematoda, Strigeidida, Schistosomatidae.
ACACAGCAAAGGUGUUACUCACAAGAAAAUAUGCUCAAACUAAGAUGUAUGCUAAAUGACACUAACUGGGAACUUUUCAACGAACACAAACUGGAUGAUACUAUUUCCAAUUUGACUGACUAUCUUAAAUUCUACCUUGAUAUAUGCUGUCCAAAACAGAUAAUUUUCAAAAGAAUGGAUCGUUUUUCUUCCCCUCAUCUCAAAAAACUUCGUAGAGAAAAAGAGAAGCUGUACAAGACAAAGAAUAAAUCUGGUCUUAAGAAGAUAAACAUCCAAAUUAAAUCUGAAAUCAAGAGACUAAACAACAUUUAUAAUCAAACAAUACUGUCUUGUAAAACCUCAGAAAACAUAUGGAAGCUUUUUAGAGAAAUUACUGGUUGUGGUAAGCAUAAUAAUUUUGCUUCUUCUAUUGAUGUAAAUGCUCUCAAUAGAUCUUUUAUCCGCCCUCCAAAUGUCCCUUCUGCCUUCAAUUUAACUAAUAACACGACCAGUGACUUUCAUAGUUUCAAUACUUCUGAUGUUCUUAAAUGUUUGAAAUCUCUUAAACCUUCCCAGAGUCUAGGCCCUGAUGGUAUACCUGCCAUUGUUCUAAAGAAAUGUGCUGAUAUUUUAAGUAACCCACUUACAAGCAUUUUCAAUACUUCUUUUUCCAAUUAUGUUGUACCUUCUCUGUGGAAAGAUAUUAAAAUCAUCCCUGUACCCAAGUCUGGUUCUGGAGAUAGUGUUAAGUUUAGACCAAUUGCCAUUACCUCUCCUUUUUUGAAACUGAUGGAGAAAUUACUGUUACAAAAACUCGUACCCUCCCUAAGCUUCUCAAACGAUCCAAAGCAGUUUGCUUACAAACAGGGUAGAAGUACUUUGGAUGCUGCUGCUGUGUUUCAUCACAACAUUGUAUCCUCCUUAGACAAAGGGGCCAAGUAUGUCCGUUGUACUUUCCUUGAUUACACAUCUGCUUUUGACUCUGUACCUAGAGGCCUUUUGUUAAACAAGCUUAGCCUUACACAAACUGAGUCCUGGGCUAUCAACUGGCUGCACUCUUACUUCUCCAAUAGGAUGCAGUACACGGUAUAUAAUGGUGUAGCUUCCUCUCCUUUGCUUACUGAAGCUGGUGUUCCUCAGGGUGCUGUUCUCUCGCCGUUUCUCUUUUCCUUCUUCUUACAUGACUUACCUCUCUCAGACGAAAUCAACUUCGUCAAAUAUGCAGAUGACCUGACUGUUUCGCUUCCCGUUAAGUCUCAGUCAGACUGCUUCAAAUUAAAUAGCUUCCUGUCGGACAUCAGUCAGUGGUCUAAACUAAAUGGCCUCAUGCUGAAUCCCUCAAAAUGCCAGACUGUCGACUUCUCCUUUAGGCAUAAACGAGAUCUACAAACACUAGUAAGCACUCAUGAUGCCUGUAGCAUUGAGGGGACUAUAAUUGAAACAAAGUCUAAUGCAAAAUACCUCGGAUUAGUUCUAUCUUCCGACCUUACUUGGUCAUCUCAUAUCCAAAUGAUUUCCAAGAAAGUGUUUCGUCUAACCUACUACAUUAAGAAACUCAGACUAACUGGAGUCCCUCAACCUCUGCUUUCACAAUUUGUCAACUCUCGUAUCCUACCUAUUCUACUUUACUGCUCCCCGUUAGUCUUUCCUGGGUUACUGAAAAAGGACUAUACCAUCCUGAGAAGGAUGUUGAAGGUAGUUAGUAGGACUAGCGGUGUAAAACUCAGUCAGCUCGUCACUACAUUAGUGGAUAAGCAUCUGAAUACAUGCGAGAAAUGGUCUAAAACCAUACUCUCUGACCCCCAACAUCCCCUCUAUUCCCAACUCUCUCCUUGCAUCUCAUCAGGUAGAACCAGAAAUCAGUACAAAAUAAUAUAUGCUCGUACAACCAAGUAUAGGAACUCAACGAUACCAUAUUUGGCCCGUGUUCUAAGUGACAGAGACAAUGUUGAGCGCGAAACCUAUGACUUGCUUUGUUGUUAAUAACAUAAUUUUGGCCCUUUUAUCUCUCCCUUAUACUCUCUUAUUUGUACUCUAUAGUGAACAACCUUCUUAAACAUACUUAGC